Molecule: messenger RNA, 402 nt
Organism: Miscanthus lutarioriparius
Lineage: Eukaryota; Viridiplantae; Streptophyta; Magnoliopsida; Poales; Poaceae
Source: the annotation of a GenBank genome assembly
AUGGGGAAACGUUUCCUCCACCAGCUACUCGCCGUCGUCCUUGCACUCUUCGUCUCGCCGGCGAGAUCGGGCGACUGGCUUCCGGCCACGGCCACGUUCUACGGCGGCGCUAAUGGCUGUGGUGCGUGCGGGUACAGCGACCUGUACGAGCAGGGCUACGGCAUCAACAAUGCGGCGCUGAGCACGGCGCUCUUCAACGACGGCGCGUCGUGCGGACAGUGCUACGUCAUCAUCUGCGACAGCAGCAAGACCGGGUGGUGCAAGCCCGGCAACAACUGGGUCGUCGUCUCCGCCACCAACUUCUGCCCGCCCAACUGGGACCUCCCCGCCAGCGGGGAGCUUCCCGCCGGCGGCUGGUGCGCCCCGCCCCGCCCCCACUUCGACAUGUCCCAGCCCGCCUAG